Emericellopsis cladophorae is the source of this 1095-nucleotide messenger RNA. RefSeq lists its product as uncharacterized. Gene Ontology annotation, cellular component: mitochondrial chromosome; mitochondrial nucleoid. The transcript has 5 exons. Gene Ontology annotation, molecular function: single-stranded DNA binding. The record is from RefSeq and is a predicted model, not a curated record. Bases 1 to 1095 code for a protein of 364 amino acids. Lineage: Eukaryota; Fungi; Ascomycota; Sordariomycetes; Hypocreales; Bionectriaceae. Gene Ontology annotation, biological process: interstrand cross-link repair; recombinational repair.
AUGGGGACACAAAACUCGCAAGCAGAGGAGAAAAAUACCUCAGGAUCGAUACAGGAUGACAAGAAUAGUAUUGCUGCGACGAAGCCAGUGGAAGAAGACGACGAGCCGGAUGAGUGGGACAAACGCAUCUUCAGCACGGGCUGCUCGGUCGAGAAUGCCAAGAUGACGGACUGCUACUACGAGAAGAAGGACUGGAGAGCUUGCGCCAAGGAGCUCAGCGUCGCGGCCAUGUUCCCUCUCCGAAGAGCCGUCCAGGCCGCUCCUCGCCAGGCGGCACGUCGAGCUUGUGCUGCAUCCAACGCGGCCUGGCAGCAGACGCCCGCCCAGCGCGCGCGCUCCUACGCGACAAGCAAGGACACGAACGACGAAGCCUCCUCUGUGACGACCAAGGCAACGGCCGAGACGAAAGACGCCGACAGCACCAAGCACAGCACACGCGCCCCGCGCCCCCCCGCAUUCACCUCCAAAGCCAGCGCAAAGUCCACCCCACGGCCGACGGCCGCCGCGCAGCACAACGCAGCGUUCCACUACCCAAGCCAGGCAGAAGGCAGCUCUGCUGUGCAGGAGAUUGACUGGACGACGAGCUACUACGGCCUCGGCGUCGCGCCGGUGACAAAGGAACAGGCGGCCACGCUGGCACGGCCGCUCGCGACCACAGACAUUGAGGUGAAGCCGGAUGGGAUCAUCUACCUGCCCGAGAUCAAGUACAGGCGGCGGUUGAACGAGGUUUUUGGACCCAUGGGCUGGGGUCUGGCGCCGCGUGGCGAGGCCAUUGUCGGGUCCAACAUUGUCACGAGGGAGUACGCGCUCGUUGCGCAGGGACGAUUCGUCGCACAGGCGCAGGGCGAGAACGCCUACUUCAGCCCCGACCAGCUCCCCUCCUCGGUGGAGGGCACAAAGUCCAACGCCCUGAUGCGCUGCUGCAAGGACCUCGGGAUCGGCUCGGAGCUGUGGGACCCCGAGUUCAUCCGCAAGUUCAAGAAGAGCGAGAUGCAGGAGGUCUGGGUCGAGCACGCGACGACCAAGAAGAAGCGGACACUGUGGUACAAAAAGGGGGCCGUGGAGGUCGUGUACCCCUGGAAGAAGGUCAAAUGA